AUGGCGGGGCCCUGGCCCUGGGCCUGGCUGGCAUUCCUCGCCUUUCCUCUCGGCCACUGCCAAAUCAAGGUGAUCACGCCGCCCGAGCUCCUUUCGAAGUUUCAUGGCACCCGUGGGAGGAUCGCGGGCUCCACCGCCACCUUCGGUGCACCCUUUUAUGGUGAUGUUGUGAUGGGUCGACUCGUCUACGGCCACUCGAAAAAAAACGACGUCUACUGCAGCCAGGAGGACUACGACGUCCCGAGCCCCGAGACCUUCCAGACGGAAGGCAGUAGCUACCGCAAGGUGAAGCUCCUGAACAUUAUCAUGGUGCGUCGGGGCAAGUGCUCUUUUACGACGAAGGUCAAGGUGGCGCAGGACAAGGGUGCCCACGCUGUGAUCAUCGUGGAUCGUGAGGAUUCGUCCCUCACGGCCGAGAGCCUUGCGAACAUUAUCGUCGCCGACGACGGCUACGGCAGCAGUGUUUACAUUCCCUCGGUGUUGAUCUCCAAAGAGGAUGGCCAGCAGCUUAUCAGCGCGGCCCAGUCCACCGAGGUCGUCAUCGAGCUCGCCUGGAAUUUGCCAACCGAUCACGUGGUCACCAUGGACAUGUGGAUGAGCUCGGGCUCCAGUCAGUCCAUGCAGUUCUUGAAGGACUUCGCUCCCAAGCGAAGGACACUCAACGAGGUCAUGAUUUUCAAUCCACAUUAUGCCGUCUUCUCCAUGGACACCAAUGACCCUGCGGUUUACUCAGGGGUCUGCUUGGAGAACGCCGGCAGCAAGGGCGAGUUCUGCGCCGAGGACCCCGACGGUGCCGGGGAAGUGACAGGCAAAGAGGUCCUUGAGGAGGAUGUGCGGCAGCUUUGCAUCCACGAAGCUACCAAGGUCGCCAGGAGCAGCAUGGAGGUCAGUCGAAGCGGGCAGGCCGUCGAGUACGCGGAGAAGUACUGGGACUACAUGGAGAAGUAUCCCCUCAGGUGCCCCGUGGACGGCACGGGUUCCCAAAAGUUCGGCGAAGAGUGCUCCAUCGCGGUCAUGAAAGACGUCGGGAUCAACGCUGACGAGAUCGUCCUGUGUUCGAUGACCUCCAAGGUGGAGAAGCUGAGACAGCAGCUGAAAGACACGGCCUGGUCGGACCAGGCGAUCCGAGUCAACGGCUGGCGCUUCAAGGGCAUCGUCACGGCGGAUCUUGUCGUCCGUGCAAUCUGCUCCGGAUUUAUCCACCAGCCACCUGAGUGCAGCAAGCUGGUGGAGAAGCGAGACGUCUUCGUGCCGUACGUCGUGCCGGUCAGCGGCGGCGUGAGCUUCGGGGAACUCUUGGCCUGGCUGUUGGCCACCGUCGCCCUGGGCUUCGUCUGCAUGCUGAUGUACAAGCGUUACCUCAAGAAGGAGAUGCGCAGCAACCUCCGGGAGGAGGUGAUGCUGGAGGUGCAGGCCCAGAUGGGCGAGUACGCUCAGCUCCGGGGCGCCUGA
This is a messenger RNA of Symbiodinium necroappetens, 1452 nucleotides long. The record is from the annotation of a GenBank genome assembly. NCBI's taxonomy places the organism in Eukaryota, Dinophyceae, Suessiales, Symbiodiniaceae.